CUUGGUUUUGAAGAGUUACUUAAGGAUAUUGCUCGCAGUCUCUUGAGGGAGGUGGAUUGAGAGACGAUGGGGGUGAAGGUACAGCGUCCUCGAUGUUUCUUUGACAUAAGCAUCAACAACAUCCUAGUGGGGAGAGUUGUUGCUGAGCUGUUCUCAGAUGUGUGUCCAAAGACAUGCGAAAACUUUCGCUGCCUCUGCACAGGAGAAAAGGGAGUUGGGAAAGGUACCCAAAAACCUCUACAUUAUAAGGGGUGCCUAUUCCACAGAAUUGUAAAGGACUUCAUGAUUCAAGGAGGAGACUUCAGUGAAGGUAAUGGCAGAGGAGGGGAAUCCAUUUAUGGAGGAUUCUUUGAAGAUGAAAGUUUCUCAGUCAAGCACAACAAGGAAUACCUUCUGUCUAUGGCAAACCGAGGCAAAGAUACAAAUGGGUCACAGUUUUUCAUAACAACCAAACCUACUCCUCACCUGGAUGGUGUCCAUGUGGUUUUUGGUCAAGUGGUCUCUGGCCAGGAAGUAAUUAAGACCAUUGAAAGUCAGAAGACUGAUGCCAGCAGUAGGCCAUAUGCUGAAGUCAAGGUUCUCAACUGUGGAGAGCUAAUUCCAAAAUCUAAAGCAAAAAAGGAGAAGAGGCGCAAGUCAUCCACCUCCCCCUCCAGUGAGUCAGAUUCUUCAGCUGACUCCUCCAGUUCUGAUGGAGAAUUUAAGAAGGAAUCCAAGAAGUGCAAAAGGAAGCACAAGAAAGAGUCCAAGAAGAAAAGGAGUGAUAGAAAACAUAAUAAAGAUGAAAAGGGCUCUCAGGAUGAUGACAGUGGGGAGGAGAAGGGAGAGGCCCAUCUUGUGUCCACUGUGCGGCCCGAGGAGAUUCCUCCCAUUCCUGAGAACAGGUUCCUUAUGAGGCGAAGUCCCCAGCAGCAGCAAAAAUCUGAAACUGGACCGGAAAAGGAAAAGGAGAAACUGAGGGAGAGCACCUUAGUUAACUCUCAGCAGUCAUCAUAUCAAAGAAGAUUGUUGGUCACACGUUCUGGCAGGAAGAUAAAAGGAAGAGGACCAAGACGCUACAGGACUCCAUCACGCUCCAGGUCCAGGUCAAGGGACCGUUUCUGGCGCAGUGAGACUCCUCCACACUGGCGCCAAGAGAUGCAGAGGGCUCAGAAGACGAGAGCCCCAUGUGGAGAGCGCUGGAUCAAAGGAGACCAGAGUGAUUUAAAGGAGACAAAGAAUGAAAUGGCCAAGUCCUCAAGAGGAAGAGAGUGGAAGGCCUCUGAGAGGAAAUGGGAAGUCUCAGAUGGCCCUCGUCUAAGCCAGGACAAAGAAAAAAGGAGCCACCUCCACCGGUCCAAGAGCAAAGAGAGGGAUGACCAGAAGGCUGACAAGGACAACAAACAUGACAAAUACAAAGCCAAGAAAAAGGACAAAUCCCGCAGCCGCAGCAGGAGCAAAGGAAAGGGUUACAAGUCACGCAGCAGAGAGAAGGAUCAGAAGUAUAGCAAGGCUGAGGAAAAAACUGAUGUCUCGAAGAGCAAGUAUCGAAACCUCGGGAAAGAGACCUCUGAACUGGGGACAAAGGUCAGGGAGACGAGCAUAGAAAGGACCAAGACCACAGAGUCUGAGGGAAAGGAGAAGGAAAGGAAGGGCAGAAAUGGGGAACAGUCAAGGGACAAGUCCAGGAGUAUGGAGAGGGGGUCCAAAAAGGUCCAACAGAAGUGGUCCAGCAGCAGAAGCAGGGAGAGGGGCAGGCAGAGCUUAUCCCGGGAUAGAGACCGAGAGCGGGAGCAGGGCCUUCGUCACUGGGACAGGGAAAACCGGAAGAGAGGGAGGUCCAAGAGCCAGAAUAGGAAAAGUCCACCCAAGGGCAAGAGUAGAGAUGCCAGGAAAGGCAGGAGAUCCAGAAGCAUGAGUGGUAGUGAUCGAGACGACAAGCAAAAUAAGGACAGCUCCUCUCGCAUGAAGAGGAGCCGAGCUGAUAAGGAGGAGACCUGCGGAAGGAAGAUGUCCAAGAGCUGCAGUAGCAGCAGGAGCCACAGCUCUGAGAGUGGUGCAGAGCACAGGGGCAGGAAUAAGGGCAGUCAAAGUGCCAGCCCCAGUUUGAGGAAAACAGACAGUAGCAGAGAUGGGGAACACUCUCAAAAGGUCAAGGAGAAGAGGUUGUCUGCCUGUCAGGAGAAGAGUCAAAAGUCAAAGAGCCAGGAAAGAGAGAGAAUUCAGAGCAAGGAAAAGAAUGUUGACUCAAGCCCAAGUACAGAUUAGAUGGUUUAAUGGUUUGAAUGUUGCUUAACGUCUCUUGACCCAUGGUAUGACCUGCAACCUCUGGACUUUGCAGUAGAAUUUUCUCAGGCGGCCAAGUUUGAAACCUCUUUUUAAGAAGUGUCAUCAGUCAAAAAUAAUUGGCAGCCAUAUUUAUACAACUGAAAUUUUAUUCAAACUUUAGAAUGAUGGUUUUCGGCACCUUGUAUGACCCUUAGGAUUGAUGUACCUUUUUUUCUUUUCUUUUUAUUUUUCUUUUUAUUGCUCUAGCUUAAAUAUGAGUUUUAGAAAUGUAUAGCUCCUUAAGGUAAGCUUCUGAAAUUCUGACUCAUGCAUUUCCUUGUUGUGGUGAUCAUUGUCUGACCUGAAAUGCAACACCUUUUUCUCCCGUCAUUUUAAGCAUAAUAACAGUUGGCGUGGAUCUGCUUUUUUCUUUGAUCAUACCUGAUGCAGUCCAAACUUCAGAGGCCAUGUGUAAUGCUGCCGGGAAAAAGGCAUCACCACUGAUAGCGAUUUAGUUUGAUAAGAUGACCAGUCAGCAGCAAGGUCUUACAGACAGGAACACAUCACAUGAUCACGUGUGCUGCACGACCUUGCUGCUGAUUUGGCAGUCUUAUCAAUACCCGAUAGAUGCCAGUGGUGAUGUUUUUUUUUUUGUUUUUUUUCCAGAAGCAUUUCAUGUGUCCUCUGAAGUAUAAUUAAAGAAAAACAAAAAGAUAAACCACUUGGUGGCAGUGAUCUUUAUUACACUCAAGAAACUUAUUGAGCAGAUGAUUCAAAAUAUUUAAAUGUUCAUUUCAUUGAAUGAGAGUUUUUGAUUUAAAGGUUUAAAGCUGCACAAUUGUGAUAUUUGUGACUCAGAUUUCAAAGCUUGAAGCAACAUCAGCCUUACAUUUAAUGCUAUAUACUCGGCACAGUCCACUGGUUGCCAGUUGGCAUACUUAUGUGGCAAGUUGGAUGGAAGCGAGAAUUGUAUUGUUCUGGAACUAGUUUUAGUUCACAUGUAAGGUAUGAACAGAAAGAAGUAUUCUUUUGAUUCAGAUUUUUUCCUGAAGUUCUUGGAUUUGAACUGCAAUGAUUUCUUUUUAUUUGUUUAUGGGCAAGAAAAUAUAAUUGUAAGGACGGAUAUGUGUAGGUUAGAAAUUUUAUUGUCCUUUUGUUUACAUUCAUUUUGCAACGGAGUUUAAAAGAGCAUGCCAAAUUUGGACCACUUUUCCCUUGUGGAAUUCCUAUGUCGGCAAAAGAGAAUCACAUUCAGGAAAAUCCAUCUUUGGAAUUUGGUGUGCUGUGGACCAUUUAAUUAGGAAAAUUAUACAUAUGUAUAAAUGUUCAGUGACUGAAAUUUAAAAUCUGUUUCACAAACUGGAUAAGUACAGACAUGGUAAAGAGGUUUGCACCAGGUGUCGGUGCCAGACUGGGAGGUUUGAGUAUCUCAGAAGCUGCUGAUCUCCUUAGAUUUUUCCAAACAACAGUCUCUAGUAUGAUGUCAACAGUGUUAAAAGUAACUCAAAGGAAAAUAUAUUUUUUUAAUUUCUUUUUUGUUUUAAUUAUUAUAAUUCUUUUUUUAAUUCUUCAACUUUUCAGGUGUUGACUUCAGUAUGUGUGGUUGUUUAAGUUAGUUAACAGUUAGCUAAGCUGGGGGUAGUAACUAUUCAUCUAUGCAUAUGUUUGCUUGCACCUAUUGGGAUUGAACAGGUGUUGCUAACACUCGCUAGCUAAUAGCUUGCAAGCUAAUUUACAACCAACAAGUCCACUACCUAUAACAUUUGUAAGCUGCCCUCAGAAACAUUGUCCAUUGUACUGGAAUGGCUACACAGAGGGCUUACUCGCUAUCCAGCCUAGUACCUUACUAGGCUAGCUAUGUACAAGGUGGAUAUUUACUGCUUUGCUGGCGAACAAAUGCAUACAUACCUACGCAUUAGACAAAUGGUCAACUAUCAAAGUAGUCAACCACAAUAUUAAAGUCAUUUACUGUUACUAUGAUGUUUAAUACAUACAGUUGGCAAUGCGUCAUAGGUAGGUAGGCAGAGCCUUGCGAGGGGAAAAUCAAGUGUUGUGUCUGCCAUUGUUCUGAAUAGGGUCCCAACUUAGAUCCUUGCUAUUUUAGUUUAUCAACAAAUAAAAAUGUCAGCAAAUUGCAUUUCAUUGUUAUAUUUGAAAACAAGCUGAUGUAUUUUGCCAAAAUGUGGGACUUGAGUGCUGGCCUAAUGUGGCUACAGAGUGGGCAAAUUAUUUAACUAUUAAUAAUAGUUUAAAUUAUAAAAUUAGAUAACUCAGUCACCUGAUAAAUCACUACCGGACAUCCAUCUGUUCCUGGUCGCCCAAGGAACCAUGGCACCUGUCCUAGCCAUGAAAAGCCGCACAGCAACUUUCUAGCAUUUAAAAAUUUAUUUUCUUUUAAUGUCCAGAUUUCGUUCCAGAUUCCUAAUUUAAAGACUACUACUGGCCGCUUGAUGGUUCCUAUAGAAACUACACCACAGGCAGGUGCUGGCCAAUGUCACACGAGCAUGGACUGCAUAGACACGCCUUUUCUAAUCCCACCCCCACAGUGUCAGCGUCAAAUGGCAUUCAAAAGAAAACUAAUAAUGCUAACAAAAUUGAAGAAUAAUUUACAAUACGUAGUUUCGAACUUUAAACGGUCAAGACAGGAAUUGCUGUAACAAACACCAUCAAACACUGCUUAUCCCUCCCCCUUCUCUGUGAACGUGCGGACGUUGGCCGUUGGCUGUGACAAUUGGAACCAAUUUUCAGCUAAUGGAGUUUGUACCAAAACAAAUCAUAGCAGUACAAUAAUUCAGAGUGUUGGUCCGUCAACUGCAUAUAUUGAAACCAGAAUUUACAGACUAGACACAAGCAGAGGGCCUUUUUCAAUGAUGGGAAGAGAUUUACAACGGUCUUGUAACAAUGUUUUAACACAUCUUUCCUAUUGUACCUUUAAGGUUUUUUGUUUUUAUUAUACUUUUUUGAGUUAUACUUUUGAUACCAUUUUCACUUAAUUAUCUAGAGUUUACAGAGAACGGUGCUGCUGUAGCCCAACCUCUUCCAGGUUUGGCAUGUUGUGUGUUCAGAGAUGCUCUUCUGCGUACCACUGUUGUGGCUAUUUGCAUUCCUGUUGGCUUUGACCAGUCUAGCCCUUCUCUGACCCCUCUCAUUAACAAGGUGUUUUUGCCCGCAGAACUGCUUCUCACUGGAUGUUCUGUUUUGCACCGUUCCCUGCAAACCCUAGAGACUUUUGCAUGAAUCCCAGGAGAUCAGCAGUCUCUGAGAUGCUCUAACUAACCUGACACCAACAAUAAUUCCAGUCAAUUUAGUUACUUCCACAUGACGGCUGAUUAAAUAUGUGUCUUAACAAGCUGGUGUACAGGUCUACAUCAUAAAGUGCUCGCUCACUGAGUGUUUAAACACAGUGCAGUCAGUAAGAAUUUGGGUAGUGAUACAAUUUCUGUUCUUUUGACCCUGUACUCCAGCACAUUGGAUUUGAAAUGAAACGAAUAUGAUGUCAUUGUCACCUUUAAUUUGAGGGUAUUUAUAGCCAUAUCGGGUGAUCCGUGUAGGAAUUUACGUCAUUUUUUAUGCAUAAUUAAAAUAAUUCCAAGUAUUUUAAUUGACAGUAGGCUUCUCAGCAGUUUCUGAUUAGUGAAGUGUAUUCAAACGCUUCCAUAGUGGAGGUAUAAGAGAUUUCAGUACGUUGGCUUUUGAUUGUAUUUGGAGUGUUACUAGCAUUUGUCAACAGAAGGACAGUGACAAUGAUAGACAUGGAAGCGAUUAUGAGGCUGAGAAAUGAUUAAACAAUCUGAGACAUAGGCCAAACACUAUGCUUACCAAAAUUUCUUAUUUCUCUGCCUCAUGAUGGCUUCCUUGACGUUCAUUGGCACAACAAACUGCAAUAACAGACUCCAAAGGCAAUCAAAAGCCUUUGAUGUAAAUACUAUCAAAAAAAAAAAAAGAAAAAGGUGACAACCUGCACGUUAACCACAUAUUCAUAGUUUCAUUUCUAAUCCAUUGAUCUUUCGUACAGAAACAAAAUAAAUGCAAUAUAUACAGUGCUUGAAUAGGAAUUGUUUGAAAAAGAAUUAUAAAGUUCAUGUAAAUAUGCAGUCCUAGCUUUAUUUAGAAAGAUUAUCAAACUAUACUCCAGUUGUGUGAGCUGUUAUUAAAUAAAUAUCUAAAUGCACCUCA
Molecule: messenger RNA, 6423 nt
Organism: Conger conger (European conger)
Lineage: Eukaryota; Metazoa; Chordata; Actinopteri; Anguilliformes; Congridae
Gene: ppig
Product: peptidylprolyl isomerase G (cyclophilin G)
Exons: 13
Coding region: 67-2247 (726 amino acids)
Biological process (GO): protein folding; protein peptidyl-prolyl isomerization
Cellular component (GO): nucleus
Molecular function (GO): peptidyl-prolyl cis-trans isomerase activity
Source: RefSeq, a predicted model, not a curated record